Messenger RNA from Haliotis rubra (blacklip abalone), 773 nucleotides. Its product is annotated as cochlin-like. NCBI's taxonomy places the organism in Eukaryota, Metazoa, Mollusca, Gastropoda, Lepetellida, Haliotidae. The transcript has 4 exons. The record is from RefSeq and is a predicted model, not a curated record. Bases 183 to 773 code for a protein of 196 amino acids.
UAACCACGUGUUUGUGGUCACUAGCUACAACCUCCUGGGGACCAUCAGGUCCAGGCUCGCCUUUGAGACAUGCGAAGAAAACCCACCAGAGCCACCUGUUGUGUGCCGUGACAACCCCCCUUGACAUUUCCUUUGUUAUUGACGCUUCGUCAAGUAUUGGCGACAUCAAUUUCACCCUUGGGAUGGACUUCGUGAAGAGCAUCGUCACGACCUUUGAUGUUUCACCCCAGCGAGCAAGAUUCUCAGUCAUCACCUACGGUCGCGGCACCUAUGAUGACACUGCCUUUGGCCUCGACGCCUACACCGACGAGGUUGACGUCGUGAACGCCAUCACGAACAUCCCCUACACUGCUGGCGACUACACCGACACAGGUCUAGGUAUAAAGUUCAUGCGAGAGAAACAGAUGCUGCCCAAACAACGCGCCCAUGCAGCUCACAUCGCCAUCGUGAUGACCGACGGGCAGUCUCAGAACUCUGCAAAAACUCAGAAGGAAGCGGCUAAAUCAAGAGACGCUGGUAUCAACAUGUUUGCAGUCGGUGUUGGCCUCACCCUCUCACAGAAGGAGCUUCUAGACAUUGCGGGCGACCAGGACAGGGUGUACACGGUCGAUGACUACAAGGCAUGUACAAUUGUAAUUAUGAACAAAAGGUGCCUGCACUAUGAGGAGAUCUCCAUGCCACGGCUUACAGAAAAUCAGCGUCUCCGUGCCGUGGGUAUGCUUGAGACUGGAAUGGCCAAAAAUGAAGUGGCCAGGCAUUUUUGGGUCCAUUGA